This is a messenger RNA of Centruroides sculpturatus (bark scorpion), 482 nucleotides long. RefSeq lists its product as uncharacterized. The record is from RefSeq and is a predicted model, not a curated record. Bases 1 to 459 code for a protein of 152 amino acids. The transcript is spliced from 4 exons. NCBI's taxonomy places the organism in Eukaryota, Metazoa, Arthropoda, Arachnida, Scorpiones, Buthidae.
AUGUACGAAGUGUUAAUGGAAAAAGGCUUGAGACUCGUUUGGUUUAAAAAUCGAAGAGCGAAGCAUCGAAAAUAUUAUAAUAAAUCAAAAAUUCCGGAAAAUAAAAUACAAAAUAAAAAAUAUCAAUCGACGAAAAAUAAUAGUCAAAGCGAAGAAAACGUCGGGAAUUUACUUAUUGAAAGGCCCAACGUAACCACUUCAGAAAUAAAUGAUUCUAAUAAUUACGGAGAAGUGUUCCCGUUAGAUCCAAACAUGAAUUACAUUAACUCUUGCACCGAUAUGAUGUCAACAAAAUCCAUUCAUCCUUUAUGUCCGGGUUGUCCUUGUCCUUCAACGUCCUUCUAUUCCAUUUCUCAUCCUUCCUGGUCCUACUUUCAUCGAAGUCCUCAAGAUUUCUGUUAUCAGUCGAACUUGUUAUUGGCUAUGAAACCAUUUCUUUAUCAAGAUACCAUGACGUAACAAGUAAAUGCUUGGUUCAAGUU